Molecule: messenger RNA, 1642 nt
Organism: Asparagus officinalis (garden asparagus)
Lineage: Eukaryota; Viridiplantae; Streptophyta; Magnoliopsida; Asparagales; Asparagaceae
Product: amino-acid permease BAT1 homolog
Exons: 8
Coding region: 35-1576 (513 amino acids)
Biological process (GO): transmembrane transport; gamma-aminobutyric acid transport
Cellular component (GO): membrane
Molecular function (GO): L-lysine transmembrane transporter activity; gamma-aminobutyric acid transmembrane transporter activity; L-alanine transmembrane transporter activity
Source: RefSeq, a predicted model, not a curated record
AACAAAAAGAAGAAUAAAAAAAAAGAGACCAACCAUGCAUAGUGUUUCCUUCAAUUUAGAUUCAGACCAAGCCCGACUCCAUGAACUCGGCUACAAACAGGAGCUCAAGCGCCAACUCUCUGUGGUGUCAAGCUUUGCCUUCUCGUUCUCAUUCAUAUCGGUUCUGGCGGGGAUUACUGUGACAUACAACACCGGACUCAGGUAUGGGGGGCCCCUGUCGAUGGUCAUCGGGUGGAUCGUGGUGUCGAUCUUCAAUGGGUUUAUCGCGCUUUCGAUGGCCGAGAUUUGCUCGGCGUUCCCGAUUUCUGGUGGGCUGUACUACUGGAGUGCUAAGCUAGCAGGGAAGGAGUUUGGUCCCUUUGCUGCUUGGAUCACUGGAUGGUUCAAUGUAGUUGGCCAGUGGGCAGGCACUGCUAGUGGAGAAUUUGCAUUUGCUCAGAUACUUCAGGUCAUCAUUCUGCUCAGCACAGGAGGAGCCAAUGGAGGAGGAUACUUCGCAUCAAAAUAUGUUGUAAUUUGUUUCCAUGGAGGUGUACUGCUAAUUCAUGGCAUUAUCAAUUGCCUUCCCAUCUCAUGGUUAUCGGUAUUUGGCCGAAUUGGUGCUAUUUGGAAUGCUAUAGGUAUUUUUCUGCUCAUGAUAUUGAUUCCUGCGGUAGCUACAGAAAAGGCUAGUGCCAAAUUUGUGUUUACACACUUCAAUACUGACAAUGGUGCUGGAAUCCACAGCAAGAUUUACAUUUUUGUUCUGGGACUCUUGAUGAGCCAGUACUCGUUCGCUGGCUACGAUGCAGCAGCUCACCUGACAGAGGAAACAAAGAACGCAGAUAAGAGUCCAGCUCUGGGAAUAAUAACAGCAGUUAGCUUAUCAGGACUUGUUGGCUGGGGAUACCUCAUCGGCAUUACAUAUGCUGUAACAAACAUCCCCUAUCUAUUAAGUUCUGAAAACGAUGCUGCAGGCUAUGCCAUUGCUCAAGUUUUCUAUCUUGCUUUCAAGAACCGAUAUGGAAGUGGAGUUGGGGGGAUAGUUUGCUUAGGGAUUGUUGCUGUUUCUCUGUUCUUUGUUGGUAUCAGUGGUGUCACAAGCAAUUCCAGGCUGGUGUAUGCAUUCUCUAGAGAUGGAGCAAUGCCAUUAUCAUCAGUGUUGCACAGAGUGAACAAGUACGAAGUACCGAUAAAUGCAGUGUGGUUAUCAGUGGUUGUAGCAUUCUCCAUGGCUUUGACGUCACUAGGAAGCCUAGUAGCAUUCCAAGCCAUGGCAUCUAUAGCCACGAUCGCUCUCUAUAUCGCUUAUGGACUCCCUAUCUUCUUCAGAGUAACAAUAGGUCAAAAAUCUUUCAUCCAAGGUCCUUUCUCUCUUGGUCGGUAUGGAGUUCUUAUCGGUUGGCUUGCUGUUCUAUGGAUCGCAACUAUAAGUGUUCUCUUCUCUCUACCGGUUUCAUAUCCUAUUACGAGAGACACAUUGAAUUAUACACCUAUUGCACUUGGAGGAGUUAUUAUUCUUACUUUUUCUUCAUGGUUUUUAAGUGCUAGGUAUUGGUUCAGAGGUCCUAUAAGAAACGUCGAGGUUGAGUUGUGAAAGUAAUUGAAAUUGUAUUGACUCAUGUUUGGCUUCGGUGAUUAUUAGUGCAAUUUCAAACAUCUC